This is a messenger RNA of Emys orbicularis (European pond turtle), 855 nucleotides long. It is a transcript of the gene DLX3, whose product is annotated as distal-less homeobox 3. Gene Ontology annotation, biological process: epithelial cell differentiation; regulation of transcription by RNA polymerase II; embryo development. Lineage: Eukaryota; Metazoa; Chordata; Testudines; Emydidae. The record is from RefSeq and is a predicted model, not a curated record. Bases 1 to 855 code for a protein of 284 amino acids. Gene Ontology annotation, molecular function: RNA polymerase II cis-regulatory region sequence-specific DNA binding; DNA-binding transcription factor activity, RNA polymerase II-specific. The transcript is spliced from 3 exons.
AUGAGUGGCUCCUUUGACAAGAAGAUCACCAGCAUCCUGACCGACCUCUCCAGCUCCCUGAGCUGCUCCAAGGAUUCCCCCACCUUGCCCGAGUCCUCGGUCACCGACCUGGGCUACUACAGCGCCCCCCACAGCCAGCACGACUACUACCCCAGCCAGCCCUACAGCCAGCCCGUCAACCACUACUCCUACCACCACCAGUUCGGCCUCAACGGGCUCACGGGGGCUGGGACUUACCCCCCCAAGGCCGAGUACCCCUACAGCCCCUCCUACAGGCAGUAUGGGCAUUUCAGGGAGCAGCAGCUGCCGGCCCAGGAAGCAGUCUCAGUGAAGGAAGAACCGGAACCGGAGGUGAGGAUGGUCAACGGGAAACCCAAAAAGAUCCGAAAGCCCAGAACCAUUUACUCCAGCUACCAGCUGGCGGCUCUGCAGAGGAGGUUUCAAAAGGCUCAGUACCUGGCCCUCCCCGAGAGAGCCGAGCUGGCUGCUCAGUUGGGGCUGACUCAGACGCAGGUGAAAAUCUGGUUCCAGAACCGGAGAUCCAAGUUCAAGAAGCUCUACAAAAACGGGGAAGUACCCUCGGAACACAGCCCCAAUAACAGCGACUCCAUGGCCUGCAAUUCUCCGCCUUCUCCUGCCCUCUGGGACAGUAACUCUCACAGCAACCCCUCCAGCAGGAACCAGCUCUCCCAGCAGCUCCCCUACGGCUCUUCCCCAAGCUACCUGGAAGAGCAGCACAACCCCUGGUACCACCACCAGAACCUCAGUGGACCUCACUUACCGCAUCAAGCUUUGCCCACUAACACCAUGCAUCAUACAUCUCCCGGGCCUCCCAAUCCGGGGGCCGUGUACUAA